AUGCCUGUUUUAGCUCAUGGUAUUAGAGACGACACAGCUAGUCAAAUGCUAACUCCUCUCCUUCUCCAUCUAGACGACACCCCACUAGGCUUCCACACCCCACUGACUCUUGCUGACCUGGACAGUGAUGAAUUCCAAACUCAUCAUCCCCAGCUACACUGGGUGACAGAUGAUGAGCUAGUAGUGCUAAGUAAAGCAGGGACCAUAAAGAAGUGGCACAUGCCCCAGAAGAACUACACCUUGUUAGCAGAGGACAGAGAUUUGCAUUUCUUGAAAGCCAAGAGGUUCCAAGUGUCCCCUGAUCUCCAGUUCCUGCUUUUGGCUUCUGAUGUACAGCCGGUUUUUCGCUACUCUUUCACUGCUCAGUACUUGAUCUAUAACUUUGGUACCAGAGAAACCAGCCAUCUAGAUGUACCCAGGGCAGACACUACAUAUGUGCAAUACGCAGCUUGGGGAGCUCAAAAUAGUCAGCUGGUGUUUAUCUUAGAGAAUGACAUUUACUAUCAAGCUGAUGUCUCCAGCCAGGCCAAGCGUAUCACCUCAUCUGGACACCAAGGAGAUAUUUUCAAUGGGAUCUCUGACUGGCUGUAUGAAGAGGAGAUUCUGCAGACAAGCAGUGCACACUGGUGUUCACCUGAUGGUUUGCAGCUAGCCUAUCUUACCAUCAACAAUUCCCUGGUGCCCAGAAUGGAACUUCCACAGUAUCUAGGAGGAAACUACCCACCCAGCCGGCUGUAUCCCUACCCAAAGGCUGGCCAGCGCAUUCCAUCAGUUCAACUUUUUGUGGUGAAUCUGUCUGGACCACUUGGCAUGCUGGAGCUGCUUCCUCCUGAAUCCUUCCAGGGCAAAGAGUACUACAUCACCAUGGUAAAAUGGGUGGCACGAUCCCGGCUGGCUGUGCGGUGGUUAAACAGGCCACAGAACAUGUCUGUGUUGAGCUUGUGUGAGGCUACCACAGGGACCUGUGCUGAGAAAUACAAAGUGACCUCAGAUGCUUGGGUGGACAUGCAGCAGGGGAUGCCAGUCUUUUCUGAAGAUGCCGAAACUCUCUUUCUGCCAGUUCCGGUGAAGCAAGGGCCCCAAGGAGAAUUCCACCACGUCACCAUGCUUUCCACACAGCCCAGCCUCAAGGAAAGCAGCGUGCGCCUCCUGACCUCUGGAGACUGGGAUGUGAUCAGGAUCCUGGCAUACCAGGAGCACAGCAAGCAGCUGUACUUCCUUAGUGCUGAAGGUGGUCCGUCCACUAGACACUUGUACAGCAUGGACCUCAUCGGCCCCUUCAGCCGCACCUGUGUGACCUGUGGCUUGCGGCCAGGCUGCUCCUUUGUGGACAUCUCUUUCAGCCCUGGACUGGGACAUUUUGUACUGUUCUGCAAAGGGCCUGGAAUCCCUCAGGUCUCUCUUCAUUCUACAGCUAACCCACAUGACUUUCUUCUCCUAGAAGAGAACCAGCUCUUGCAAGAUAGCCUCAUGCAUAAGGAGACACCCCUAGUAGAACUCCAGACCCUCCGCUUGGCAAGCUAUGACUUGUCAGUGCGUAUGACCUUGCCACCUCCAAACCAGUGUGAUAUCUGUCCAUUGAUACUGAUGCUCCCGGAAACUCCAGGCAGCCAGCAGGCCACAGAGGAAUUCCAUCUUGACUGGGACACUGCUCUCUCCAGCUCUUUGGGGGCUGUGGUGGUUCAGUUUGAUGGCCGAGGCUCUGGAAACCAAGGCCUAAAGCUCCUGCAUGAAGUCAACCACCAGCUGGGCUACUUGGACAUCAAGGACCAUAUCAUGUUGCUGCAGCUGCUACUGCAGCUUCCUUAUGUGGAUCACAGGCGCACAGCAGUCUAUGGAAAGGCCUAUGGGGGCUUUUUAGCACUUAAGCUCCUGGCAGUAGCAGAAGACCUUUUAAAGUGUGGAGCAGCUGUUGCACCCAUCACUAGCUUCCGCUUCCAUGCUGCCACUUUCUCUGAACGCUACUUAGGGAUGCCAGCCCGUGAGGAUGCAGCCUACAUGGUGGCCUCUGUCCUGGAGGAAGCCAUCCGCCUGAAGGACAGGAACUUCUUGCUUGUACAUGGAACUGGAGACGCCACGGUGCAUUUCCAACAUACCGCUGAGCUUCUUAUCCAGCUGUUGGCAGUGGAGUCUAACUACUCUACUCAGAUCUACCCAGAUGAAGGCUACACCUUUUUGGAUACCAGCCAGCGCCACCUCCGCCAGACCCUUUUUUCCUACUUUCAGGACUGCUUCAAGGACUCAAGGCAGGAUCACCUGAUAGCUGAGGAAGAUGAUGACUCAUAGUUCUUUUCCAGUGAGAGAUGUCAAAC
Heteronotia binoei (common prickly gecko) is the source of this 2312-nucleotide messenger RNA. Its product is annotated as inactive dipeptidyl peptidase 10-like. Gene Ontology annotation, biological process: proteolysis. Bases 1 to 2286 code for a protein of 761 amino acids. The transcript has 24 exons. NCBI's taxonomy places the organism in Eukaryota, Metazoa, Chordata, Lepidosauria, Squamata, Gekkonidae. The record is from RefSeq and is a predicted model, not a curated record. Gene Ontology annotation, molecular function: dipeptidyl-peptidase activity; serine-type peptidase activity.